UCACCGUUCCGAGUUCCCGUUAGGGCGGGAUGGGCCGAGUGGAGCUGUCCACGAGCCCGGCUCUGGAGUUUAUGUCGUAUUUUGGUACAGUGCUUGCACUCGUGUCCUGCUGCCAGUGGAACGACCUCGCUUUCGUAUCCACGAGCCUUGGGCAUGCCGGGAGGGCUUUAAAAUUGAUAAAAGUGCAACAACCAAAUAGCAGGCACUUGGGUAAGGCAACGCUUUCACUGGAAACACGUUGCACCUUUAAGGUGCCCUCAGUGGAGUAUUUGGAAUACUUACAGUCAGUGAGUAUAACUACAUGAGAACAGAAUUUUUAUUUCUUAUGUGUUUCUUUUCAUCAACAGGUUUCAAGCAACCAAUCUGUUUUACAAGCUUCAUAAAAUUUAAACCCAAGACAGGGAAAGGCAGGGAGGUGCUAGCAUUUGCGUGUGUACACAUAACAGAACACACAGAGACACAGUGCACACAGCCUGGCCAUCCACUCGGCGUGCCUGUACAUCUUCAGACUGUUUAUAACACCUGUAUUAUUUUACAUAGCAGGAUUAUCACUGGAGGUGUGUGAAGGACUGAGCUUUGUGGCCAGCAGGCAAUGGUUUGUUAAGGAAAUCGUGUCCUUCAAACUGCUAGAGGUGUUUAACACCCCUCACAGGCAAAUAAAACUGUUCUGAGAACUUAAGGCUGUCAAAAGCUUUUGUCCAGAUAAUUUACGAAAGCUCCAGCAGAAACAGAGUAAGUCACAGUUUUGGCAUGAAUGAGAAGCCAAGAAAAGUGCCUGAAUUAAAAGCCUGCUAAACAGCAGAAACAAAAGAAUAGGAUUCCCUUUUGUUUCAUUUAUUUUGGCAAUAGAAAAAAGUAAAUGUGUUUCAAUCAGAAUACUAGGGACAAAUAGAAUGGAAAACAGCAGGAAAAUGUGUCAACAAAUAAACUAAGCUUUCUAUUUGCCUGGAAUGAUCUAUGUAGUUCUGUCACCUGCUGUCAGAAAGGAUCCUGCAGAAUUGGAGAGAACUUGAAGGUGGUAUAUCAGGAUUUUAAGGGCUCUGAAAAAAUACACUGAAAGAAAUUUUUUUUUAAAUCUGUAUGACAUAGGAAGAAAGAUAAAUAAGUUAUGAUCCAAGUAUACAAAUAGUUUGCAGAAAUGUAUUGGAACUGUCUUCUUGUCCUGUAAAAAAGAAAAGCCAUUAUAACACUGAAUAUACAAAGUUUGCUAAAACAUAAGUCGUAGAAUCAUUUAGGUUGGAAAAGACCCCUAAGAUCAUCGAGUCCAACCAUUAAUCAAACACUGCAAAGUCCACCACUAAACCAUGUCCCUAAGUACCACAUCUACAGGAGGUCUUUUAUAAUACCUCCAUGGAUAGUGACUUAACCACUUUGUUAGGCAGGCUGUGCUGUUCCAGGGCUUGACAAACCUUUCAGUGACAGCCCAGUUGUCACAGAGUGUUUAACUAGGCUAACUUUAUUUCCUAUUGUGGAGGUCAACAGCUGAGAUGAAGAAAAAACUGGACUGAUGUAGGCAAAACCACAGAUUUAUAACUCUAAGAGAAGUAUGGAAAAGGGCACAGGAUUUCAAUCUGAAGUUUAGCCUCGGUUUUAAUUUUUGAAACUUAGGUUAAGAUUUUCAUUUUGUUUAUCCUGUAUGUGCCUUCUGCAGGAUGUAUUGCAUCUUUCUCCAAAGCACCUAGUGCUAACCACUUCUGGAAACGGGAGAUGGGACUAGCUGGGCUAUGCUGUCAUAUGUUGGCUGUCAUCAUGGCUCUCACUUCUAUCAUCUGAUGAUUCUUUGGGAGCCUGUGCAAAGUAAGCUGGUGUCCAGUUUCAGAGGUAGCGAGGACUGGGUGCAGCUUGGUUGUUUUUGCAACUGAAACCACUUCUGUGUCUGCCAUUACUAAGUGACAUGUUGGAAGUCUUCAUGAUCUUCAGUCUCGAUCUCGGUGGUAUAUCUGCUAUUGUACUGAAUGGAUAUGAUGCAGUAAAAGAAUGCCUUGUUCAUCAGAGUGAAAUUUUUGCAGACAGACCAUCUCUUCCCUUGUUUAAGAAGCUGACAAACAUGGGAGGCUUACUGAACAGUAAAUAUGGCAGAGGAUGGACAGAACAUCGCAAAUUAGCUGUAAAUACCUUUCGAAUUUUUGGAUAUGGUCAAAGGUCCUUUGAACACAAAAUUUCAGAAGAAGCUAUGUUUUUUCUUGAUGCCAUUGAUACAUACAAAGGCAGACCAUUUGAUCUAAAGCACUUGAUAACAAAUGCUGUUUCAAACAUUACUAAUUUGAUUAUUUUUGGAGAACGUUUUACAUAUGAAGAUACCGAAUUUCAGCACAUGAUUGAGAUUUUUAGUGAAAAUAUUGAACUAGCUGCUAGUGCUUCUGUAUUUUUAUAUAAUGCUUUUCCUUGGAUUGGUAUCUUGCCAUUUGGGAAACACCAGCAGCUGUUUAAAAAUGCAGCUGAAGUCUAUGACUUUCUUCAUGACCUUAUUGAACGUGUCUCUGAAAAUAGGAAGCCUCAGUCACCUCGACAUUUUGUAGAUGCAUAUUUAGAUGAGAUGGAUUGCAAUGAAAAGGAUCCAGAAUCUACAUACUCAAGAGAAAACUUAAUUUUCUCUGUUGGAGAACUCAUCAUAGCUGGGACUGAAACCACAACAAAUGUUUUAAGAUGGGCAGUGUUAUUUAUGGCUCUUUAUCCGAACAUUCAAGGGCAAGUUCAAAAAGAAAUCGAAUUAGUCAUCGGCCCAAGCAAAAUGCCUACCUUAGAAGAGAAAAGCAAAAUGCCAUACACUGAGGCUGUUCUACAUGAAGUUCUAAGAUUCUGUAAUAUAGUUCCACUAGGUAUUUUUCACGCAACUGCCAAAGAUACUGUUGUGCGUGGUUACUCUAUUCCUGAGGGCACUACAGUCAUUACAAACCUUUACUCCGUUCAUUUUGAUGAAAAAUACUGGAGCAAUCCAGAAGUGUUUUUUCCUGAGAGAUUUUUGGACAGCAAUGGGCAAUUUGUCAAGAAAGAUGCAUUUAUUCCUUUUUCACUAGGAAGAAGACAUUGCCUUGGAGAGCAACUGGCUCGAAUGGAAAUGUUUUUGUUUUUCACUUCAUUACUGCAACGAUUUCACCUGUGUUUUCCUCAUGGCAUGAUUCCAGAUCUCAAACCAAGAUUAGGCAUGACAUUACAGCCGCAGCCAUACCUCAUCUGUGCAGAAAGACGGUGAAGAGAAGGGUCUAGAUUGUCAGGUGAAACGCAGUGUUCCAAGUUGCAGCUGAGGAUCUACUUUGACUUCUAUUUCUAAAUGUCUUCAUGUCAGAAGAACAAAA
Neopsephotus bourkii (Bourke's parrot) is the source of this 3296-nucleotide messenger RNA. Its product is annotated as vitamin D 25-hydroxylase. The coding region runs from base 1895 to 3193 and encodes 432 amino acids. The record is from RefSeq and is a predicted model, not a curated record. NCBI's taxonomy places the organism in Eukaryota, Metazoa, Chordata, Aves, Psittaciformes, Psittacidae. Gene Ontology annotation, molecular function: iron ion binding; oxidoreductase activity, acting on paired donors, with incorporation or reduction of molecular oxygen, reduced flavin or flavoprotein as one donor, and incorporation of one atom of oxygen; heme binding. Gene Ontology annotation, cellular component: intracellular membrane-bounded organelle; cytoplasm. Gene Ontology annotation, biological process: xenobiotic metabolic process. The transcript has 5 exons.